UAAUCAACAAAUCAACGCAGGAUAUUACAGACACGAAGAUGGAUUUUGACGAGUACCGUAGACAAGGCAAAGAGAUGGUAGACUACAUCGCGGACUAUCUGCAGAACAUUCGCGAGCGACGUGUGUUGCCGGACGUGCAGCCAGGGUACAUGCGCAGCCUAAUACCAGAGUCGGCCCCGCUCGAGGGUGAGCGGUGGGAGAACAUCUUCGCGGACAUCGAGCGCGUCAUCAUGCCGGGCGUAACACACUGGCAGAGUCCUCACAUGCAUGCCUACUUUCCGGCGCUAAACUCUUUCCCUUCGCUGCUAGGCGAUAUGUUGGCCGACGCGAUCAACUGCCUAGGAUUUACUUGGGCGUCUUCUCCGGCCUGCACCGAGCUGGAAUCGAUUGUGAUGAAUUGGCUCGGCAAGAUGAUUGGGCUACCGGACAUGUUUCUGCACCUACCCGGCAUCAGCAUGGGGGGCGGUGUGAUUCAAACUACCGCCAGUGAGGCAACGCUCGUGUGCCUGCUGGCAGGACGAACGAUGGCCAUUAGACGCUUUCACGAGCAUACGCCCGGGCUGCAGGACGCGGAAAUAAACGCCCGGCUGGUUGCGUACUGUUCCGACCAGGCACACUCCAGCGUGGAGAAGGCGGCCCUAAUCGGCUUAGUCCGGAUGCGAUUCAUCGAAUCGGACGAUCAACUCAGCCUCCGCGGUAACGCUUUGCGCGAUGCAAUCGAGGAGGACAUCAAGCAAGGUCUGAUACCGUUCUGGGUUUGUGCCACUCUCGGUACAACCGGAGCCUGCGCCUUUGACCAUCUGGCCGAGAUAGGGGACGUUUGCGCGAGCUACAACAUCUGGUUGCACGUGGACGCUGCCUACGCCGGCAGUGCGUUCAUCUGUCCGGAGUUUCGGGUGUGGUUGAAGGGCAUCGAGAAAGCGGACUCCAUCGCGUUCAAUCCCUCCAAGUGGCUGAUGGUGCACUUUGACUGCACGGCGAUGUGGGUCAAGAACAGUGGUGCCCUGCAUCGAACGUUCAACGUGGCUCCGUUGUACCUACAGCACGAAAACUCGGGUCUUGCCAUCGAUUACAUGCAUUGGCAGAUACCGCUCAGCAAGCGCUUCCGGGCGCUGAAGCUAUGGUUUGUGCUGCGUAGUUUUGGCACCCGGGGACUUCAGAAGCACAUUCGCGAAGGCGUUCGGUUGGCGCAAAAGUUCGAAGCGCUCGUACUGGCGGACCAUCGCUUUGAGAUCCCGGCCACUCGUCAUCUCGGUAUGGUGGUGUUCCGGAUCAAGGGCGAAAAUGAGCUGACCGAAAAACUGUUGAAGCGGCUCAACCAUCGUGGCCAUCUGCACGCUGUUCCUGCCUCGCUUAAGGGUCGCUACGUUAUUCGGUUUACCAUCACCUCUACAUACACCUCGAACGAUGAUAUUCUGGCAGAUUGGAACGAAAUUCGCACGGUGACGACAGAUCUACUCAAUGAGCUCAAUGUCCAGAUGGUCGAUCGCACACGUGUGCCACUGAAGGAUACGCGCGAAAAGAACGAAGCGUUCGGAUCGAGCCUUCUGCUCGCCAAUUCGCCGAUGUCGCCGAAGAUCGUGAACGGCUCGUUUGCGGCCAUCUUCGAUGCGGACGAGUUCCUGGCCAAGGUGUACGCCGGCAUACGCAUCUCGAACCAGGACUCACCGGCCAUGAGGCGUCGCGUCCGGGGCAUCCUUAUGUCUGGCAAACAAUUUUCACUCGAUUCACGCAUGGACCUGGUGGUGCACGGUAUUGGUCCGGGCGAGGUGCGCAACGGCAUCGAAUCGAAGGCCAUUAACGAAGACUUAGAGGAGGUCUGGGAAGCUUGUGAGCAGAUGGAGCUUACGGACCAAGAGAACCCACCAAACAACACCACACCCCACCAUCAACGCCAUCGUUCCCCAUCUCCGCAGCCACCAUCGAAGUUGGAACCACACUUCAUCGAACCACUCCCGAUACUCCCCAUAACAGGGCCAUGUCGGGGUCGGUCGCAAAGUGUGGACACCGGCAUUAUUCGUGCCCAUGCUAACGCACCCAACGCCAGCUGGUUCCUGGAGCGGGAGGAAGCCCUCACCCGUUCUGAACCGUGCUACUCCACCGACUCCCUAACCAGCCAACCCUCGCUUUCAUCCCCUAUUCCGAUUCUAACACCAACUCCACCACCCGUCGGUCCCACCCCUAAGAUCUCCUGCGAAUCACACCUAGACAGUAUCGACGAGAACCGACCAUCGGAAAACUUUCCACGCAGCAAGCGCCGGUGCUCAGAUAACUCACAUCUCUUCUCACUCACCCGUCCGAACGUCUACCCAGAAAAGCGUCAGUCUGAGCCCGCGAUUCGGUGUGCCUUCUACAACCGUGGUUUCGAUAUGCUCUGUCCACCACGUCCACCGCCGCCGAAGCGUGUGCUAUCGCAGAACGAUCUGCCCCGCACACGGCAGCUACGGCGACAGGUUUCCACCGUCUCGGAGCUGAAUCUUAGCGACCCGGAUGAGGAUUGGCGGCGGGCAAAGCUGCUAGUGCCACCGUUUCGCUACUGUAUUGCGGACGAAUCGGGACACUGUAUCGAUUUCGACACCGUACUGCCCUGUCCGAUGGCGUCGAUCGAUGAUGAAGCGAUACUGCGGGACGCGCUACGGUUUGAGGAGAAUUUCGUCGAACGAUGCGAACAGAUCUGUCCCGAGCCGGAUUCACUGUGUCUCGAGACGAUCGAAGAACGGGUGCUGGAUGAGCUGGCAUCGACGGUUGGUGAUGGUGGGCUGGCGAAAUCCAACGAGGGGAGCGAUGAAGUUAUUUACGAAAAUGUGAAACAUUGUCGGAAGUGUGGCCAUCAAAGAAUUAAGUUAUAA
Molecule: messenger RNA, 2849 nt
Organism: Anopheles maculipalpis
Lineage: Eukaryota; Metazoa; Arthropoda; Insecta; Diptera; Culicidae
Gene: Hdc
Product: histidine decarboxylase
Exons: 10
Coding region: 39-2849 (936 amino acids)
Biological process (GO): L-histidine catabolic process; histamine biosynthetic process
Molecular function (GO): pyridoxal phosphate binding; histidine decarboxylase activity
Source: RefSeq, a predicted model, not a curated record